Messenger RNA from Filobasidium floriforme, 7591 nucleotides. RefSeq lists its product as uncharacterized. Gene Ontology annotation, molecular function: histidine phosphotransfer kinase activity; phosphorelay sensor kinase activity. The record is from RefSeq and is a predicted model, not a curated record. Bases 540 to 7256 code for a protein of 2238 amino acids. The transcript is spliced from 11 exons. NCBI's taxonomy places the organism in Eukaryota, Fungi, Basidiomycota, Tremellomycetes, Filobasidiales, Filobasidiaceae. Gene Ontology annotation, biological process: protein autophosphorylation; phosphorelay signal transduction system.
GGGGUCGACCAGCUAGCGAGCCUAGCGGUUCACCGACUUGCUAGCCCUUGUCAAUCUGCUACUCCAUAACUGCCAGUCCAAGGUCAACGAUGAUAUCAAUAUAUCAAUUGAUGUCGAGCAUUUCGUCUUGCGUCUUGCACCUAGAUAGUAUCGAAGAGUAUCCACGAUCCCCCCAACAAAUCUUCGCGUUCCCUGCCGACCCCGGCUGCAAAUCGUCCUGAGUUACCCUUGAUCCACCUCUCACAGCAACUAAACCAUCCUCGACAACCCGGUUCCACGACUCGUCAAGGAUCGAUAACGAGAGCAGCGACUUCGACCCCAUCAUUACGCUACCGGACCAGGGUCACAGAUAUCACGCACGACGAGCUCCGUCCUCUAGUCCUGCGUAGACUCGCCUGUUUCAGAUGACCAGGCCGACUUGCUGAAGCCAGGGAUUGGUCAUACAACGCCAAACGCCGUCCCUUUGGUAUAGCUUUGUCGAUCGACGACCACCUGUCUAUCGCCCGUCAGCGUAGAGAGGCAAACUACAAGUGCUCAGAAUGAGUAGAGUACCGCACAAGGAGGUCGACACGGCUGAUCCCGCAGGGGCGCACGACGCACCGGUCUUGCCUACCUCGACCUCGAUCGACACCGAUAAAACCUCGGCGAAGAAGAUCGCGACGAACAGUAUGGCAACACCAUCAAUAUCCUCAAGCUCAAAGAAGCCGAGCAAGCCGAUGAAAGAUGAACGACUUCACUCUAUGAACAAUAAGCCGCUCAAGGCCCCGACGUCGAUGUCGACUUCGACUGCGAUGGGUACGAACACGACCUCGACCUCUUCAUCCACCCCGCGGAUCCAACAACCUCCUUUCCCACACUCGUCCGACUCGCUCUUACAUCACCUACAUACCGACCCGCAGAGCUCACAUAUAACCGUCUGCGGUGCGGCUUCACCCGUUGCACAUCGCCAUGCGGUCUUGGCCAAGGAGGACGCGGGGCUAGGGGGUGCGACCGAGUUGGAGAACUCUCAAGCGGAGGUCGUACAUGGGGUUGCAGAGUUCCCUGUAGGAUCGGAAGGAGAAGGAUCGGAGGAAUUUAGACAUCGCGACACAACACGAAGAGCAUCAGCACUGGGAAGACGAUCGAGCGCGUCUUCGGCCGGGUCCAGUUCCGGGUUAUUGGGAAAACCUGUAGACGUGUUUCAACCCCCUGGAACGCCUUCGCAUUCCUCAAAGAAACGGAUUGUUAGUAGGGAGACUGAUUCGGCGGGAUCUACGGGGGAUCAAGAGGGGCAAAUCGAACAGGAGGAGACCUAUCGACGGGAUGGCACCUCUACGUCCGCAUCGAAACACAACCUGGGAGGACCGAGCGCAGCCGCACCUGCGACCACAACCACACCUAUCAUGCCUCCAUCGCCACUCCGACAACGCUCGAGCAAUUUGCGAUCGGGAAUUCCGGUCAACACCAGGAAAGAGAGUUCGAGCGGUCGGACGAGACCUAGUACGGCUCCGUCUGCGGCGAUGGGAAGGAGGAAGAGCGGGAUACCGGCCAUCAAUCCGAAUGAAGGUGGGAAGAACGGUCAGGAGUCUGGUCCAAUCACACCGUCUGCCGAAGGACAAGGCUACUUCGACCUCAACCGAAGUGGCAAGGAUCGACGAGGGAAACAGACGACCCCGAGCGCGAUCAAUAGGACGGGUGGGAACGCGACGUCGGUCCGGUCUCGCACCUCAACGGCGUCCUCAUUGCACUUGGGACCUCUACCCGGACCGCCUUCUGCGGGAAUCAGCCAGUUUGGGGACGGUCUUGUCACUCCGAGCACGGAUGGUCAUCUGAGCGUAGGAACGGGCGGUCGGGAUGGGGACGACGAGUUUACCGCCGAUGAAGACGACGAGGCUCAGGGAAAAUGGCCCGUCCAGGACGAAGUGGCUGCCGAAUACGCUCGACAGUUUGAACAUCACGUCAAGAAGGCGGCCAUCGCUACGUCCACGUUGAUGUCUCCUGCGAGACCGGCUUCGAACGCCGAGAGCCAUUUUAGCGGGACGGAUGAAGGAGAGGGCUACGUACCCAAGAUCUUGUCGGACACAACAGGCAUCGUCAUCGAAGCGCUCGUCCCGGACUCUGCCGAUACGCCGGACCAGGUGGAGACCCUUAACGAGCGCCUGCGGCGGCUCGAGCAGAACGGAGGCGGUCUGCCGGACUCGGGUGAUGAUGUGGCCACGCCAACGAACAAUUCCUCGACGGCGCUAAAUUCGGCUGGGACGGGAUGUUUGGAUCAGUUUGUACAGCAGUUCCAGGGGGUCGUACGUGAACAGUUGGACAAGGAGCAGCGCAAUGGUGCAUCCGAAUCGAACGGGAGAGCAAACAAUAAUCCGACAGGACCUACCAAGUUGGUAGGGUCUGCAGGCAGUCUCAGCCCAGACGAUCGCGGCAUGUACAUGAACCAGAGCGCACGGGAAAUGCUGGGUCCUGCAGAGCUGUCCAGGAAGCAGGCAUCACCAAACUGGGCCAUGUUUAUGCAGGCUUAUAGUGCAGGCCGUUGGGACCCCGACCAGACGCCCGCCCCGCCCAUGUCAGCGAUUCACAAUCUCGCUCCAUUGUCGUCAUCUACCAAAUCUUCUCCCGGAGCUAGCUUUUCUGUCCCCAAAAGUUCGGACUUUCCAAGCCGUAAAGAGUCACCUGAAUACGAGCUGGACAAGCACGACGGCGCGUUUGGUUUGGCCAACAUUCUCACCAAGAACAGUUCCAAUCAUCGGAUGGAUUUGAGCGGUCUCGCAGCAGGGUUAACGACUGCCAGCUUUAGUGGCAGUUCGUCUGCCCCCUCGACAACCACAGGUACAAGUCCUCCGCGUAUGAACAGGUACGCGAGCGCGACUACCUUACCGCGAAGGUGGAACAGCGAAAAGCGCGAGUUCUCGUCUCCUGGGGACCGCCCAAUCUCGGAUUCUCCCAAGCGAGAGCUUUCUCGAGCUGGACCGGGGCCGAUCUCCCUCGCCUCUGGCGCGGCCACAACUAUGCUCGCUUCACAGCUGUAUAGCUCCAGCUCGUUCCACCCUCUCGGCGCACCCAGUCCGGAACGAGAACUUUUGGACCCUAUGGCUAGCGCGAUGAACCUGGAAUCUGAUAGAGCAAAGGCGCGCAAGAACAGCUCCAGUUCCGAUUCCUCGAUGUAUCUACGACCCCACAGCCGGACGCAGCUAAACGCAACGGGCAUUGAUCGAGAGAGCAAGGGUGAUGGGGGCGGAAACCGGAGAGAUGUCGUGGGAACAGUCUUGAGCACGAUUGCAGCUAGCCCAGCUACGACGCCAAACGAAAAUCACCCAGAUAGCAGAGCCGAGCCGUCUCCGUACACGGGAUCCGGACCGCCCAUUUCGCAAACUAGAUCCAGUCGGUACAAUGGCCUGGCUUCGAAGAACAUUCCCCCUGCAUCCGCUCCGAUCGAUUGGCAGCGCAAUGACGGCAUGAGCACCGUCAACGACUACUUUGGUUCUGCGGUCCUGCAACAAUACGAAGCGACCCCGCCUACAUCAACAGAAGGCACUGACACUAUCUACCCUCCAUCACUCAAUUCACGCUCGUCGUCCACACAAACCAUCACGCGCUAUAGCAAUAGUGGGUCAAAACCUAUCAGUAGCAGUGCGCUGGCGGACAGCGAUGACGAAGGUGACCAGCGCUAUUCCGUGACACCAAGCGGUCCAGCUAAACCCCGUCUAACGAGUCACGCGUCAUACGAUCAAUCGUCAUCUCGUCAAGUUCCGCCAGCCACCGCCAUGUUUGAAGGGCGUGCAGACGUGCAAGCCGGGCUGCGCUCUCGUCGUGCGUCUCGGGCUUUAUCUUUCGAGGAGCAUUACCUCGAGAAAGGAUAUCUCCGAGCGCCUAUCCCGCCGAAUGAUCUUCAGAGGAGAAAAGCGCUGUACCGCUUCAAAUUGCUGCAUACCGCACAGGACGCAAACUUUGACCGAAUCGCACAAUUAGCUAAGUUGGUCUUCAGCACUCGCAUUGUGCUCAUCUCGCUCGUCGACGAAGACUACAACUGGCACAAGGUGGACCUCGGCUUGGGCGCUAGCAGGGCAGAGAGAGGCGACAGCUUUUGCAGUCAUGUCGUAUUGUCCAAGAGCGCCGAGCCCAUGGUCGUGCUAGACACCCUUAAGGACUGGCGAUUCAAGCAUCACCCAUUUGUAACAGGUCCGCCAGACAUCCGCUUCUAUGCAGGGGCACCAUUGCGCACUGCCGAGGGCUACAACGUCGGCAGUAUCUGUAUCAUCGACAACCAACCUCGCGCAGAAUUUCCUCCCCGCUCAAGAAUGGCGCUGAAAGAGUUCGCUGGCAUUGUUGUCCGGGAAAUGGAACUUUGGCGAGACAAGACUCGUCUCAAGGCAAGGGACCGGAUCCAGACCUCGAUGGAACGAUUCACGCGAGAAUGCCUGGAAAUGGACAAUGCGGCCGAGAGUGAUCCCAAGAGUUCAACAACGACUAUGGAAAAGGUCUACGAACAGGCUGCCAAACUCGUCUGCAGGACACUCGAUUUGGAUGGUGCGGUCGUGCUCGAUUUAUCGCAAUUCGAAUCGGUCGAGUUGACGAACGCGGAAGGCGAAGCGAAUAUGGUAUAUCAAGCUGAUCCGUACGACAUGGGAUCAAUGACCAGCGAAGACGAACACCACGUACCUUCCGAUGCGUACGGCGACCGUGCCUCUGCUUUCGGACCCCUUCCCCCCUGGAACAUUAUGGGAGCGGCGGAAAACAAGUAUCAAGACAUUCCAGGGAGAAGUCGACCAGCGGCUAGUACCGAACAUGCUCGUUUUUCAGACUUCCUCACGAAACAUCCGGAGGGGCGAAUCUACGAGCAAGUCGUGCCGAGCUGGAUCCGCCAUAUCUUGCCUGAAGGUAUCCAGUAUGCGAUGGUGGUGCCCAUUUUCAAUAUUGACAAGCAUCCCUUCGCUCUGCUCUGCGCUUACACGUGCAACAAAUCCAAGCAGUUCCUCGAAGGGUACGAGUUGCAAUUCCUACGCGCCAUCGGUGUCGUCAUUCUGUCAGCCGUCCUGAAACGGCGGAUGAUAUUGGCCGAUAAAGCCAAGAGCAACUUUAUCUCCAACAUCUCACACGAGCUGCGAACGCCGCUGCAUGGUAUUCUCGCAGCGGCCGAGCUUCUCUCGGAUACCAAACUCGAUUCAAACCAGGAAUCAUUCCUCUCAACCGUUCAAGCCUGUGGCAAUUCGCUCAUCGAAACCGUCAAUCAUGUGUUGGACUUCACAAAAUUGAGCGGGAGUGCGAAAGGGACGAUCGAGAAUGUGAUCAAACCUGGUCUAGUGGAUCUGGCUCACUUGGUUGAAGAAACGGUGGAGGGAUGCUGGAUCGGUCAGCGGGCGCGAGCGCAACAAGGACAGUCCGAGAUCGGGAGCUUCUAUUCUCCCCCGAGUCCGGGUGCAGCCUCUGGCAAUCAGCAACCCGUUGAAAAGGUCCAUGUCGAGACCGUGGUCGACGUCGGUUUCCGGGAGCGCGGCUGGCUGGUCCGUUGCGAAAAGGGCGGGAUUCGCCGAGUCCUCAUGAAUCUUAUUGGAAACAGUCUCAAAUUCACUCGUGACGGCUAUAUCCAAGUUACUCUUCGAGAACUACCACACACGCCUGGUAGUCGAACGAUUCCCGUUGAGAUGGCCGUUAUCGACACAGGCAAAGGGAUUUCUCGAAGCUUCCUAAAAGAUCAACUUUUCCACCCAUUCUCGCAAGAAAACCCCUUGCAGACGGGAACCGGUCUGGGUCUAGCCAUCGUCAAUAGUAUCGUACGGUCUGAGAGCGUCAACGGGAAGGUCGAUGUUUGGUCUGCGGAAGGCCUAGGCACCGAAAUUAAGAUCACACUCAACGUCGAACUUGAGGGCGAUAUCACGGUAGACGAUGCAGUCUCCAGUAACGGCAGCUCCUCGGGUGCAAGCUAUUGGAACGAGGGGAACGCCUUCGGACGGCAUUUCUCAGUAUCGAUGACGAAUUUCCAGUCAGAACAUCGUGGAUCCAAGUUGAACCAAGAAUUGAUCAUCCAGUAUCUACGAUGGUGGGCAUUCCAGCCGAUCCCAGAGGAUUCUGGAGAAAGGGGGGACAUAAUCAUUACCGAUGAAGAGGGACCACUUUUGCGACAGCUAUUAGAUCAAAAUGACGUUUCCCGCGGCGUGUUGAUCCUCUCCACCAAUCGGUCGGCACGCCCAAGUGCUACCAUGUCGGCCUACCAAAAGGCUGGAGGCUUUGUUCAGAUGGUCUUCAAGCCUGUCGGUCCUCAGCGACUGCAAGCUGCCCUGCGGGCGUGCGCUCAGGCUCUGACCAACGGUCCGACCAGCCUGGAGUCGUCCCGGUCCACCAGGUCAGAUUACUUUUCCCCACCUUUGUCUCCUUCCCAGGCUUCCAACUCGGCAGAUCGACCGGCAAAUCUCCAGCGUGGCUACAGUACAGCAAGCAGCCUCGCCAGUAGCGUUGAUCGCUUCGGGCGACCAGAGAUCUCCCGCGAGUCCACGGCAACUAUCGGAUCGCCCAUGUACGAACUGCCUGGACCACAAGGAAGACUCUUCGAUCGACUACGGCACGAUAGCGCUCCGGGGAUGUUGCUUCGGCGACGUUCGGAAGAGGACGGGCCUCUACAGACCAGACGAUUGGUACGACCAGGGAUGAGCCCACGGAGCACGACUUAUCAGGACACGCGACCCUCCUUGCACGCAAUGGUCAGCCAUGUCAUCGGCUCGGAUUCGGGAACGGACGAACAUCAGUCGGCUCCCGGUUCACCCAGUUCGGCAAUGUCAACAGUAUCGGUGACAGAUGGGGCUGUGAUGCUCAAAAAAGCGACGGUCCCACCAGAGGUCGCGCUUCGAAAGCCAAGGAUAUUGCUAGUCGAUGACAAUCACAUCAACCUGGAACUGUUGAGCGCUUACCUACGGAAGAAGAAAAUCGAAUAUCAGCGAUGUGUUAACGGUCAGAUCAGCGUGGACGCCUUUUCCGAAGCGGUUCCUGGAUACUGGGAUAUCAUCUUGAUGGACCUUUCAAUGCCUGUCAUGGAUGGGAUCGAAGCGACACGCACGAUUCGCAAAGUGGAAUCAGACCGUCGUCUCGAAGAUUCGAUCAAGACGGGCGAGAAACCGGUAGGAGAAAAGGUCAUACAGCAGCGAUGCAAAAUCUUCGCUCUCAGCGGACGGGCAACGGCGGAUGACAAGAAGCAAGCCUUUGCUGCCGGGGUUGACGGAUAUCUCGUCAAGCCAGUCAAGCUCAGCACUCUCGACGCGAUCAUCAAGAGACUCGGAUUCUAGGUCAACAAGGCUGCUUUCACUCGAGGUUCAGGAUUCACAAUGGUCCUCUACUACACAAAAAACCAUUUUAUCACGACAUCAUCGUCAAGGAGAUUGAUCGAUGUAUUACGCACAUAGCAUGAAUUACAUGAGAGGAUUCGACUGUGGAGACUAUGAGCACAAUGAUGUUACCAUCUCAUUGUUAUGAACACCAAGCCCCGGAUUGGCGCGAGCCCUUUUAGAAGCGCUGGGCCCGUUCUCACGCGUUUGCGCUUCUAUUUGUUAAAUCCGAGUUGGCAAUUUUCCACGCGCGAGGGGUUGGAGCCACGGCUUCAAUCUCUCUCUCAUCGACCUUA